This is a messenger RNA of Xiphias gladius (swordfish), 2383 nucleotides long. It is a transcript of the gene dlk2, whose product is annotated as delta-like 2 homolog (Drosophila). The record is from RefSeq and is a predicted model, not a curated record. The transcript has 7 exons. NCBI's taxonomy places the organism in Eukaryota, Metazoa, Chordata, Actinopteri, Istiophoriformes, Xiphiidae. The coding region runs from base 1 to 1179 and encodes 392 amino acids. Gene Ontology annotation, molecular function: calcium ion binding; Notch binding.
AUGCUCCAUAAGGAGCAUCUCCACAAGGUCGUCCUCUCAGCAGCUGACAUGUCUGCGGUCGGAGCUGCGGCCGUGCUGCUGCUGCUGAGCUGCUACUUCCUCACCGUCCUCAUCGUCCCGCCCUGCACAGGUCAAGGAAGCGACUGCAGCUGCAACGUCACCAACAGCCACUGUGAUGAGUCCGGAGUCUGCAGGUGUGACCCCGGUUGGGACGGCGAGCGCUGCGACCGCUGCGUGCCGACGCCCGGCUGUCGGCACGGGUCCUGUCAGCAGCCGUGGCAGUGCAGCUGUGAGCCUGGCUGGGGGGGGCGCUUCUGUGACAAAGACCUGUAUAUUUGCUCGGAGCAGCAGCCGUGUCAGAACGGAGCUACCUGUGUGAUGGAGGACAGCGGUGAAUACACCUGUCUGUGUCCUGAAGAUUUCCAUGGCAGAAAUUGUCAGCUGAAGACUGGGCCCUGUCACCAGAGGAGGUCUCCCUGUAAAAAUGGUGGUAUAUGUGAAGAUGCUGAUGGUUUUGCGGCACAGUUGACGUGUCGCUGUCUGGCUGGCUUCACAGGGCCACGCUGUGAGACCGACGUGGAUGACUGUCUGAUGAAGCCGUGCGGUAAUGGCGCCACAUGCCUGGAUGGCAUCAAUCGCUUCUCUUGCCUCUGCCCUGCCGGCUUCACCGGACGCUUCUGCACCGUCAACCUGGACGACUGCGCCAGCCGGCCCUGCCUCAACGCCGGCCGCUGCGUCGACCGCGCUGGAGGCUUCCACUGCGUCUGCCAGCCGGGUUACGCUGGAGCCACCUGCGAGACAACGCUGAGGAGCCGCGAUGCCCGCGAUCCUGCCUGGACGACGCUGGGCAGUAACAGCAGUCGUCACGACGACCGGCCGUUUAAGGUGACGGUGAGCGAGCGCGGUGCCACCAGCCUAUCAGAGGUCCAGCUCAUCGUCCUGCUGGUGCUGGCAGGGCUGACGCUGGGUGUGGUGGUGCUGACCGCCACCCUCGUGCUGCAGGGUCACUGCAGGGACCGUGGCCACGCCCCCUGUUGGCCGCCAACAUCAUCGUCAUCAUCAUCACCGCAAGGACAGAAGAGCAGGCGGCGAGCGCAGCAGGACGAGCAGGACUGUCAGAUCAGCUUCCUGAAUGCUGCAGAACCAGAGAAGAAGAAACUCAACACGGAGGUCAUAUAGACUGAGCGGGCGUCGGAACACCGGGAUGAACACAGGAAUGGGGGGCAUGCUCUCUCUCACCCCAGCUGGUUCGAAACCACCACCCCCACCCCCGUGUGAGCACUGCAGGGUCAGAGGUCAAAGGUCAGAGCUGUUGUCAUGAAACUGAAAACUUUAACUGACUUCGACCUUACAGCUCCACGGGCCUCAGGUUCAGUUCUGAACUGGGAUCCAGUUCAACAGGAGCUGGUCUGAGUCUCCCAGUGUACACCUGCUACUAUCUAGGAAAGGGACUGUGACAUCAUAACCUCUAAACUCAAACGGUCCUCAGAUCUCGGAGGUCUAACAGGGCAGUGAAGUGUGAGGGGUCACUCAGGACUCUCUUGGAUGACGUUACCACCCUGUGGGUUCAUGUUCUGACCAACAGUCUUAAUUAUUCCAACCUCGUGUCUGAGAAAGCAAGUUUUAUUGUGGUAGACGGGUCUGAGAACUACAACACCGAUGAGCCUCAGCUGCUGUUGCCAUGGAGAAGAGAUUCAGUCGGAGCUCAUUUAAAACACUUCAUCAUCACAGUUGUCAACAAACGCGGCUCCACAGCUACUGAAUUCUGUCAGAACUGAGCCAGAAUUUAACAAUGAACCGGUUCCAGCUGCAGAUUCUGUUUUCUCAUCACCGUCGUCUGUACCUUCCACCUGCUCAUGUGAAAGAACUUUAAGCUUUGUGACUGGAUGUUUCUUGCCCAGAUGCAUCUUGGGAGUCACAGUUAAUUUUCCCCCUGAAACUUUUAUGUUUUUACCUUUGACUUUUCAUCAAAGAACCAGAUUUUUUCUGACACAGUUGUGAGUCACUAAUAAUGUGUAAUGGGGCCGAGAGUCUGAAACUACUGCUCACACUUCAUAGCUCUAGUGACCCAAAAUAUUAAUGAUAUCACUUUGUUGGACAACAUACUGUAUAUUUCUUUGUUCAUUGAAUGACUUUUAACAAACAAACAUAUAAUUAGUCAUGUAUAACCCAUAUACCAUGUGAAACAUGAAAUAUUUCCUUUCUUGGUGUAAUACCGAUGCUUAGACAAGCUUCAGACUGAAUAUGACUGACGUCGACUAAAAACACUGGAGACACUUUUUGUUGUUUUUCUGCUGAAUGUUUAAUGCCCCCCCCAGUGACUUCAGUCUGAGGGCCCUGCUCUGAGCCAACGUGUGUUUCGAUAUUUUACAGUGUGUUUUAA